GAGAUAUUUUCGGCGAAAUCGAACACGUGUCCCCCCGAUUUGAGGCUCCGAAUCUGUUUUGAUUUGGACCAAAGCCCCAGAGCUCUCGCCUUUAGAUUUUGUCCGCGUCAUCCACACACGUCAGCAUCCCCGAAGCUACGUGGGUGUCUCCGAACCUACGUGUCGUCCUCGGAGCCUGCAAAUUGUACACGUCAUUGUCCCCCGAAGCAUUCGAAAAUAACCUCUUCAACCCUUUAUUCCCUGUAUUUUCUCAAAAGCAGAGAAGGAAAGAACUUAGAACCCCUAGAAAAAAAGUGGAAUUUUGAGCAACUUUGACUUGUAGAUUUGGAUUGGCGCUGAAAGGUAUGAUGUGAGCACUGGAAGGGAAUCGAGGAGUAAUUAUUGAACAGGCUGACAACGGUUUGGUUCGGUUUUACCGUGGUGAAAGAUGGUUUUAUAGGAUUUGGGUUCCUGAAGAAAGAAGCUAUUACUAUUAGCUAUGCGCUGUUUGUUUUCUUUGACGAAGGUUUAUCAAAGGUUUUGUGAGAAGAAGGAUUACUGUGCGCCUGGCCUCCUCAUCACCAUUGUUUUAGAUCUGGUUUGGCAGGGAGUGUUUCGAUGACUAUUGAUGCAAACGGAGAAAAAGAGUCGCCAGAUGAGGACAAGGGCAUUGAAGAGGGAGUUUUGGGUGAGAGACAGAGUUCAAAUCCAGUCAGUGUGUUGAAUGUUGAUGCAGCCAAUCAAUCUGAAAAGCAUGGAGCUACUAGUGGGUUGCAAGGUCCGACCAUUUUGCAAGUGCAGCAGCAGCAACAACAGACUCUGGGGUCAGUGGUUUGUUGGGAGAGGUUUCUUCACGUGAGAUCUAUUCGGGUCUUGCUUGUGGAGAACGAUGAUUCUACACGCCAUGUUGUGACUGCUUUGCUCCGAAAUUGCAAUUAUGAAGUACUAGAGGCAGCUAAUGGACUGCAAGCAUGGAAGGUUUUAGAAGAUUUAACCAAUCAUGUUGACAUUGUCUUAACUGAGGUAGUAAUGCCUUGUAUAUCCGGAAUAGGUCUUCUGUGCAAGAUUAUGAGCCACAAAACUCGCAAGAAUAUUCCUGUGAUUAUGAUGUCAUCUCAUGAUUCAAUGGGUUUAGUCUUUAAGUGUCUGUCCAAAGGUGCAGUUGACUUCUUGGUUAAACCUAUAAGAAAGAACGAGCUCAAGAACCUUUGGCAGCAUGUAUGGAGGAGAUGUCACAGCUCUAGUGGAAGCGGGAGUGAGAGUGGUACACAAACUCAAAAAUCUGUGAAAUCAAAAGGUAGUUCAGGCAACAGUGCUAGUGAUGAUGGUGAAAAUGAUGCGAGUAAUGGCAUAAAUGUUGGAGAUGGAAGUGAUGAUGGGAGUGGCGCACAGAGCUCUUGGACAAAGCAAGCUGUAGAAGUUGACAGCUCUCAAGCUUUGUCACCAAUGGAUCAAGUAGCUGAGUGUCAAGACAGCACCUGUGCCCAAGUUAUUCGGUCAAAUGCUGAGCAUUCGGACAACAAAAAGGAGCAACUUAUUGCAGCAAAGGAAGGCCAUGCACAAAAACGACCUGAUGAUGCUGAAAAGGGCAAUGACUUGGAGACAAUUGUACAUAAAAAUGUGGAACCUAAGUCUGAAAAUCCUGAGGGGCAAACGAAACCAACUAGUAGAGAAUUUGAAUCUACUCGAGAAUUGGCGAAUAAAUUGGAAUUUUGCAAUAAUGCAACUGAUAGUUGUAAAGAGCCAAACGUUGAACUUAGCUUAAAGAGACUAAGAGGAGUGCAGGACACGGGGAGAUCUGUUCCAGAUGAUCGUUAUGUCUUGCGUCGUUCUGAGCAAUCAGCCUUUUCAAGGUAUAAUACAUCCACAAAUAUUUUCAAAGCUCCUAACGGGAUCACUGGUAGCUGUUCCGUACUUGACAACAGUAUUGAAGUUGCAAAGAGAGAGUCAGUUGGUGAUAUGCAAGUUUAUUCAGUUGACCAUAUUGUAUAUCAAAGUUCAAAUGGAGUCAGCAAUAACAUAGAUAUGGGUUCAAGCACUAAUAAGCUUCCUAAAGAUAAGUCUGAAGCGACAUCAGCAAUUAAUGGUUUACAUCCUUCUGCUUUCAGACCUGUAAAAAAUGACCUUAGAUACAGUCAACAAGUCAGUCUUCUGCCUAAUGGCAUGCAAUCAACUGACUUAUGCCCAGGAAGAGGAUCACACCAGGAUAUCCAAAUUCAGCACACUCAUCACCAAAAUUAUCAUCAUCAUCACCAUCAUUUCCAGAACUUGGAAAAUCAGCCUUCAUCCAACAUUGAUGAGUCAUCCUCAAAGAAGUUGGUUGUAGAUGCUCCACAUUGUGGAUCAACAAAUGUUUUAGGUGGACCAAUGGAUGGCAACCCCAGGAACUAUAGUUUGAACAGAAGUGCCUCUGGAAGUAACCAUGGAAGUAAUGGACAGAAUGGAAGCAGCACUGCCGUUAAUGCUGUCGGGAAUAAUGCAGAGAGUGAUGGUCAAGGUGGGAAAAGUGGAAGUGGAGAUGCUAGUGGCAGUGGUAGUGGAAAUAGAGUAGAUGAGAAUAAACUUGCACAACGGGAAGCUGCCUUGAUCAAGUUCCGUCAAAAGAGGAAGGAAAGAUGCUUCAAGAAAAAGGUACGAUAUCAGAACAGAAAGAAACUAGCAGAACAAAGGCCCCGUGUUCGAGGACAAUUUGUAAAGCAAACAGGGACCGACAGUUCGGCAAGAAGUGGAGAUGAAUAGUUCAAUCACUCUUUGGCUAAUGCCCUCAUCUUUUCUUUGAGAUAGAAACUGUUGUUAAUGCAGGAGUAGGAUUCAAGUACAUGAUGAUUUAUUUGAUGAUUGUUAUAGUAUUUCCAUCGAGUCCUAGCGUAUCAACGCACGGUUGUGUAGGCAUGAAACGUUCUACUAUUGGGUUUGAAGAGUUUCCUUCUGCAGUGCAAACUUUUCAAUCUGAACUUCUUGUGAUGGACCGUAAAGGUCUUAUUGGAACUGACUUUGUCUAAA
Messenger RNA from Sesamum indicum (sesame), 2982 nucleotides. RefSeq names its product pseudo-response regulator 7 (gene PRR7). Gene Ontology annotation, molecular function: protein binding. The record is from RefSeq and is a predicted model, not a curated record. Lineage: Eukaryota; Viridiplantae; Streptophyta; Magnoliopsida; Lamiales; Pedaliaceae. Gene Ontology annotation, biological process: cytokinin-activated signaling pathway; phosphorelay signal transduction system.